Rhizophagus irregularis DAOM 181602=DAOM 197198 is the source of this 452-nucleotide messenger RNA. RefSeq lists its product as uncharacterized. NCBI's taxonomy places the organism in Eukaryota, Fungi, Glomeromycota, Glomeromycetes, Glomerales, Glomeraceae. The record is from RefSeq and is a predicted model, not a curated record.
GCUGAAGUAUUAAAAGGUAAACCUUAUACUCAAGCAGCAGAUAUAUACAGUCUUGGCAUGAUCAUGUAUUUUAUAGCAACUGGAAAACAACCUUUUUCCAAUUGUGCACAUGAUGAGUUUUUAGUAUUAAAUAUAUGUAAUGGAAUUAGACCUGAAAUAAACGAGUCAGAAAUACCAAAAUGUUAUGGUGAAUUAAUGAAAAAGUGUUGGGAUUCAAAUCCAAAUAAUAGACCAAGUGCUAUUGACUUAAAAAAAUCGAUUGAACUAUUUCAUUAUGCUGAUGAUGAGGAAAUUAAAAAGCAAUUUGAAAAAGCAGAAGAAUAUAGAAAAGCAAAUCUUUUAUCUAUUGAAAGUAAUCAAUCAACUACUCAUCCAGAAGCUUAUUACACAUCUCGAUUACUUAAUACAUUUACAAAAAAUCUUUAUUCAAUGGAAGUUAUUGACUUCACAAA